UAUAGAGAGACACACAAAAUUAAGAUAAAACUAAAAGCAUAAAACAUUUUUUCUCUUGGUCUUGCCCAUGUAGUAAGUAGACUAAAUGGGUUCACAGUUUCAAUCUUGUUUUUUUCUUUCUUAAAUUCUCAAAACUCAAAGAUCGAAUCUUUGUUUAAAUAAUCACUUUCAUUUAUUUUAAGAGACUGAAUCUCGUGAGUUAUUGCUUUGUGUGAAUCAGUUUCUUUCUUUUGUUCUGAAUCUUGCACCGAUGAGGAUCCGUAAAAGACACCCUAUUUUCUCUUCUUCGGAGUCUAUUUCAUCUUUCCAUCUCUCAGAUCCCAACCAGUUUAACCGGUCACCGGUCAUGGUGCAACUCAGCGAUGGUGCUCAUGCUCACACAGAACCGAAACCUUGUUCUUCUUCAACUUCGUUCCUUGUUUCAGCUAGUUCGAGCUUGGAUCUUUGUCAGCCGUCUGAUCAAACACUCCCACUGAUCGGGAAACUAAACAACGGCUACGAUUACCCAUCCACCAUCGAACUAAGUGGGGUACACAAACAGCACAACAAGCAACACCCUUUGGAUGAGAAGGUUAGAGGGGAAGAGAAAAAGAGUGGAGACAACAAAAGUAAUCAUAUCAGCAAAGGAGAUAUCUUGCUUGAUUCUCAACUCUUUCCAUCAUCCACUACUUUUGCUCAAGAUGGGAGAUGGUGCGAGGGAGAGAAAGCUAUUCCAUUAAAGAAAAGGAAAGGAAGGUUGGAGAAUGUUGGUGUGGAGAGUAAUGAUAGUAAGAAACCGAAGAGUAAGAUGAAGACGAAGCUGAAUAAGACAUGUUCCAAGAGAAAAGAUGAGGAUGAAGAUGAAGAAAGCGAAACAAAAGUGAAUGAUAUUAAGAAGAGGAUAACAAAAAGGGGAAGUGCACUGAUGGAAGGUUCGCGGUGCAGUCGUGUUAAUGGAAGAGGAUGGAGAUGUUGUCAACAAACACUUGUUGGUUAUUCUCUUUGUGAGCAUCAUUUAGGGAAAGGAAGGUUGAGAAGUAUGACAAGUGUUAGAAAUAGAUCUAUUGGAGUUUCUUCAACUACUACUACUACUGUUGCACCUAGCAAUGUUGUUGAUAUUAGAGAUACUAGUGCUUCAUCUUCUAAUUCUGAUCUUGUAAAGAAAAUCACUACUGGGGAUGAUAUUGUUGAUAAGUUAUACAGUUAUGAUGAGAAGAAGCCAGUGACAGUGAUUAAGAAGAGAAUGAAACUUGGAAUGGUUAAAGCACGAUCCAUGAGCAGCUUAUUGGGACAGACAGACAACAAGGUUGUUGUAGUUGAAGAGAAUAACAAGUAAGACUAAAGAUUACAACAAAAAUGAUUAUUAUUACAUGUAUUAAUAUUUUGGUGCUAGAACUAUGUUUUAUAUAUUCAAGCCUGUGCUUUAAUUUGGUACGAUGAUAUAUGGUAUAAUAUAACAUAUUAUAAUUAUUUUCAUAAUAUGAAUGAUGCUAUUAUUUUGUGUUGUAUUUUCCAAUGGAUAUUUUUGUUUACCGAAUAUAUCAUGAUCAUAUGAAUAUUAUAUGUCAUUUUCCCAUACCUAUAUAAUGAUAGAUUUCAUGUGAAAUGUUGUAAUUUUCAGACAAUAGUUUUACAUGUAAAUUAGAUGAUUAUAACCGUUUCUUGUGGUAAGCCACCCCAUGCAUAUAUAAUGGUUUCAACUGAAAAUUUGUUGAGAGUUUGCACACGUGAUAUAGAAGAAGAUGUAUUGUUUCUAUCUUUUGAUGAUAAUGCGGUGGAGAUUGAAAAUUUACUAAUUAAAGCUUGGUAGUUUUGGACAUGCGCAUUGUAUUUAUUUUGCUGUUUUAUAGGUGUAGAAAUUA
Molecule: messenger RNA, 1841 nt
Organism: Vicia villosa (hairy vetch)
Lineage: Eukaryota; Viridiplantae; Streptophyta; Magnoliopsida; Fabales; Fabaceae
Exons: 4
Coding region: 251-1315 (354 amino acids)
Source: RefSeq, a predicted model, not a curated record